Magallana angulata is the source of this 540-nucleotide messenger RNA. RefSeq lists its product as uncharacterized. NCBI's taxonomy places the organism in Eukaryota, Metazoa, Mollusca, Bivalvia, Ostreida, Ostreidae. The record is from RefSeq and is a predicted model, not a curated record. The coding region runs from base 85 to 495 and encodes 136 amino acids. Gene Ontology annotation, molecular function: calcium ion binding. The transcript is spliced from 6 exons.
AAGAUAUAACUCUAGAUUUAUACUUAAACUAGAUCUUAUCGUGAUCAAGUGUAAUUGGAAGCGGAACCCUCGACUUGAACAGAAAUGAAACUCUUGGUCUUUGUGUCUUUGGCUGUCAUUGUGUCAGGCCAGUAUCUGAAUACCCAUGAGAUUCAGCAGAUCGUCGACUCCGGAUUUUUAGGACUGGAUGUUAACCCCAAAGACAAUCUUCUGGAAUACGAGGAACUCGUCACUCUAUUCAACCAGAAAGAUGUGGAUGGUGAUGGACAUUUGUCUUUGACCGAGUUUGAGGCUCAUGUUGGGGCUGACUUCUUAUUCACGGAGCCUCUUUUCAACUAUUUUGAUGGCGAUAAGAACCAGAUGCUGAGCGUGAGGGAAUUUGUGGACAUUCCAUUCAACGAAAUGAAUACUAACGGAGACUCUCAAGUGACAAGACACGAGUUCGACCACUACUACACGCAGCUUAUUCACCAUUUGGACCAGCAUCAUGGAUAAUGCAAUUGUGGCAUUACCUUAAAAAUCAUUAAACUUAAAAUAGUU